Messenger RNA from Labeo rohita (rohu), 7306 nucleotides. RefSeq names its product protein unc-13 homolog B. The coding region runs from base 246 to 5792 and encodes 1848 amino acids. Gene Ontology annotation, biological process: synaptic transmission, glutamatergic; dense core granule priming; synaptic vesicle priming. The record is from RefSeq and is a predicted model, not a curated record. Gene Ontology annotation, cellular component: plasma membrane; neuromuscular junction; synaptic vesicle membrane. The transcript is spliced from 42 exons. Gene Ontology annotation, molecular function: diacylglycerol binding; calmodulin binding; phospholipid binding. NCBI's taxonomy places the organism in Eukaryota, Metazoa, Chordata, Actinopteri, Cypriniformes, Cyprinidae.
UGCUGAAGCAAGAUGGCAGUGCGCUAGAGGCGCGAAAAAACGGCCGAUAAACUGAGGGGACUACGGGAAAGUGCUUUAUGCGAACAUUUUCUGUCAGUUCGUCUGUUAAUUCACGCGUUUAUUGUCCAGAAGCUGUAGUUAUGGCUGUGUGUUGAGUGAAGGCGACUGAAUUCAAUCACAGCACGUAAACGGACUGUCCCGUUCCGGCGGAGCGCGGCUGCCGGAGGUCGACGCGACGCGGCGCGAUGUCUCUGCUGUGCGUCGGGGUGAAGAAGGCCAAAUAUGAUGGACCCCAGGAGAAAUUCAACACAUAUGUGACUUUGAAGGUUCAGAAUGUAAAAAGUACAACCAUCGCUGUACGAGGCAGCCAGCCCAGCUGGGAGCAAGAUUUCAUGUUUGAGAUAAAUCGCCUGGAUCUGGGCCUCACGGUGGAGGUGUGGAAUAAAGGACUGAUUUGGGACACCAUGGUCGGCUACGUUUGGAUCCCACUGCGGAGUAUUCGUCAGUCGAACGAGGAAGGACCGGGCGAAUGGCUGACUCUAGAUUCUCAGGUCAUAAUGGCGGAUAAUGAAAUCUGUGGCACCAAAGAUCCAACAUUCCACCGUUUGCUUCUGGACACGCGCUUCGAGUUGCCGCUGGACAUUCCAGAAGAAGAGGCUCGAUACUGGGCAAAAAAACUGGAGCAGCUCAAUGCCAUGCGAGACCAGGAUUACUCCUAUCAGGAGGUUCAGGAGAGGCCGCUGUCUGUACCGGGAACACAGUGCUGUAACUGGUGGGGCGACCAGCAGAACAAUGAUCCAGACAGCGCGAUGGAUGACCGAGACAGUGAUUACCGCAGUGAGACCAGUAACAGUAUCCCACCACCGUUUUACACCACGUCUCAACCCAAUGCCUCGGUCCACCAGUAUCCCAUGAGCCACCAGAACCGCAGUCCCCGCACCCCCUACUCACGCUCCAUCAACAACUGCGACCUUGAUUACGAUCACCCGAGAGGCGCCAGCCCAACCGGGAGCUACGCAUCCUCAGCCGAGCUCAGUCGCUGUAGUUCUCAACUAAGCGAAGAGUACGGCGAGCGAGAACUUUAUGACGAGAACGACUCGUACCACUCCUGCCACUCAUCUGUGUCCUACAGCAAGGGCUCCCCUGACUGGGACGAGACGCAGGGGGCGUACAGCGACGAAUGCGCUUACAGUAAAGACGGAGGAGAAGAAGGUGCUCUCUAUGAGGAAGAAGAUGGAGACCUGUAUCCAGAGGAGGUGGACAUGUACGAGGGCGAGGAGGACUUUAACUAUGAGGAGGAAGAUUUGUAUCCGCUGGAUGAGGACCAAGAGCUUCCGUUCACCCCUACUCCAACCAGCACCGCCCCAGCGGUGGACGUCCCAUCCACCACCAGACCUCCUUUGGAGAAACAGUCCUCGCUUCACCAACAGACUCAAAAUGCCAGCCAACCUCCAGUUCAACUGUCCAAUCAGACGCAACCUCAGCCUCCAGCCAAACCCCUAAACCAGCAAGUUCCCGCCCCCCAAAAACAACCACCACCCCAACAGCAGUCCUCAGGCCCGAUUCCUUCAGUUCAGUCCUUCUUCGCCAUGGCCAAGCCAUUGACUGCCGUGUUUGGGUUGGGUGGAUCUACUCCUUCACCGCCACCUCCUGCACCAACGACUCAAUCCCAACCUCCACCUCAACCCGUCCCAACACAAUCCCAGCCUCCAAUGGCUCAACCUCCUGCUCCUGUUGCCCAACAGAUGCCUCCACCUACGACCAAAUCCCCUGAGCUUCCCACUCCUGCCCCAACAACCAUCUCCCAACCUCCUGCACCAGAACCUAAACCUCCAACCCCGACAGAGGAGAAACUGCCCACGGAAGAGCCGCCAAUAGAGGAGGAACCUCCACUUCAAGAAGACGACUUUCACAUGGAAGAACCUCUAGACGAGGAAAUGAAGAUUGAGAGUCCACCUCCAUCUCCUCCUUUCGAAGAGGAGGAACCGGUACCUGAACCAGAGAGUGAACCGGUAAUAGAGGAGCCGAAGGAGCCGGUGGACCCGGCGGUCAGAGCUAAACAGAACUGGCUACGACUCUUUGAGAAAGUUCGACAACAGCUGCAGGAGGCACGAGGAGAGUCAGACUCUCAAUCGCUGUGGUUUGGUAAAGGAGGGAUGGGUGGAGCGCUGUACAGCAUUGACAGCAUGCCUGAUCUGAGGAAGAGGAAGACCAUUCCUCUAGUCAGAGAUCUGGCUAUGUCUCUAGUGCAAAACUCGCGUAAGGCUGGCAUUACGUCUGCUAUGGCCUCUAGUACACUCAACAAUGAGGAGCUGAAGAGUCACGUAUAUAAGAAGACACUGCAGGCUCUGAUCUACCCAAUCUCCUGCACCACGCCGCACAACUUCGAGGUGUGGACGGCCACGACGCCCACCUACUGCUACGAGUGCGAGGGUCUGCUGUGGGGCAUCGCGCGACAGGGCAUGCGCUGCUCUGAGUGCGGCGUCAAAUGUCACGAGAAGUGCCAGGACCUGCUCAACGCCGACUGCCUGCAGAGAGCCGCUGAGAAGAGCUCGAAACACGGCGCUGAAGACCGAACGCAGAACAUCAUCAUGGUUCUGAAGGAUCGCAUGAAGAUUCGCGAGCGCAACAAACCUGAGAUCUUCGAGCUGAUCCAGGAAGUGUUUGAUGUUCCCAAACCGAGCCAUGGGACGCAAAUGAAACAAAUCAAGCAAAGCGUUCUGGACGGGACGUCGAAGUGGUCGGCCAAAAUCAGCAUCACAGUGGUUUGCGCUCAGGGUUUGCAGGCGAAGGAUAAGACGGGUUCGAGUGACCCGUACGUCACGGUACAGGUGGGCAAAACCAAGAAGAGAACCAAGACCAUCUACGGCAAUCUCAAUCCCAUCUGGGAUGAGAGCUUUCACUUUGAGUGUCAUAACUCUUCAGACCGGAUAAAGGUGCGCGUGUGGGACGAGGACGACGAUAUCAAGUCUCGAGUUAAGCAGCGUUUCAAGCGGGAGUCUGAUGAUUUCCUGGGACAGACCAUCAUUGAAGUGCGAACGCUGAGUGGAGAAAUGGAUGUCUGGUACAACCUCGACAAGCGCACGGAUAAGUCUGCAGUAUCUGGAGCGAUCCGCAUGCACAUCAGUGUGGAGAUCAAAGGAGAGGAGACCGUGGCUCCGUAUCACGUUCAGUACACCUGCCUGCAUGAGCACAUCUUCCACUACACCACAGAGAAGCAGAACAGCGGUGUGGUGAAGAUCCCUGAUGCCAAAGGCGAUGACGCCUGGAAAGUGUAUUUUGAUGAGACGGCGCAGGAGAUUGUGGACGAGUUUGCCAUGAGAUACGGAGUGGAAUCGAUUUAUCAGGCCAUGACGCAUUUCGCAUGUCUGUCAUCGAAGUACAUGUGUCCCGGUGUUCCUGCGGUCAUGAGCACACUGCUGGCCAACAUCAACGCUUACUACGCCCACACCACACAAUCCUCCAACAACGUCUCUGCCUCCGACCGCUUCGCUGCCUCCAACUUUGGGAAAGAACGGUUUGUGAAGCUGUUGGAUCAGCUGCACAACUCCCUGAGGAUAGACCUCUCUAUGUACAGGAAUAAUUUUCCAGCCAGCAGUCCUGAGAGGCUGCAGGAUCUGAAGUCCACUGUAGAUCUUCUGACCAGCAUCACUUUCUUCAGAAUGAAGGUCCAGGAGCUGCAGAGUCCACCGAGAGCGAGUCAGGUUGUUAAAGACUGUGUGAAAGCGUGUCUCAACUCAACGUACGAGUACAUCUUUAAUAACUGCCAUGAGCUCUACAGCCGAGAAUACCAAAAUGACCCAUCGAAGACUGUUCCUCCUGAAGAACAGGGGCCGAGUACUAAGAACCUGGACUUCUGGUCCAAACUCAUCACACUCAUUGUUUCCAUUAUUGAGGAGGACAAGAAUUCCUACACACCCUGCUUGAACCAGUUCCCUCAGGAGCUGAACGUGGGAAAGAUCAGUGCGGAGGUGAUGUGGAACAUGUUUGCUCAGGAUAUGAAGUACGCGAUGGAAGAACAUGAGAAACACAGGCUGUGCAAGAGCGCCGAUUACAUGAACCUGCACUUCAAGGUGAAGUGGCUCUACAACGAAUACUGCAAGGAGCUGCCGUAUUUCCAGGACCGUGUGCCGGAGUAUCCAGCAUGGUUUGAGCCAUUCGUGAUCCUGUGGCUGGAUGAGAAUGAGGAGGUUUCCAGAGAUUUCCUGCACGGCGCUCUGGUCAGGGACGCAAAGGACGGGUUCCAGCAGACGUCGGAGCACGCGCUCUUCUCCUGUUCGGUGGUGGACGUCUUUUCCCAGCUCAACCAGAGUUUUGAGAUCAUCAGGAAGUUGGAGUGUCCUGAUCCUCAGAUCGUUGGGAAUUACAUGAAGAGGUUUGCUAAGACCAUUGGAAAUGUUCUUCUGUCUUAUGCCGACAUCAUUGCCAAGGAUUUUCCCACUCACUGCAAGAAGGAGAAAGUGCCUUGCAUCAUUAUUAAUAAUAUCCAGCAGCUGCGAGUCCAGCUGGAGAAGAUGUUUGAGGCCAUGGGAGGCAAAGAUUUAAAUGUAGAGGCCAGUGACUUUCUGAAGGAUCUACAAGUCAAGCUGAACAAUGUGAUGGAUGAUCUCAGCAGGAUUUUCGCCGUGAGUUUCCAGCCACAAAUCGAGGAGAACGUGAGGCAGAUGGGAGAUAUUCUCAGUCAGGUGAAAGGAGCAAAUGUACCUGCUAAUGGCAAUGGCAACUUAGCACAGGAUGCUGACAACGUCCUGCAGCCCAUCAUGGACUUCCUGGACAGCAAUUUGAGUCUGUUUGCUAAGAUCUGUGAGAAGACGGUUCUCAAGAGGGUGCUGAAGGAGCUGUGGAAGCUGGUGAUGAACACCAUGGAGAAAACCAUCGUCCUGCCACCGCUGACCGACCAAACGGGCACACAGCUCAUCUUUAAUGCUGCUAAAGAGUUGGGUCAGCUCUCCAAACUAAAGGAGCACAUGGUGCGAGAGGAGGCCAAAGCGCUGUCCCCUAAACAGUGUGCAGUCAUCGAGCUCGCGCUGGACACUAUUAAGCAAUACUUCCAUGCGGGCGGUGUGGGUCUGAAGAAGACGUUUUUGGAGAAGAGUCCGGACCUGCAGUCUCUGCGCUAUGCACUGUCUCUCUACACGCAGGCCACUGACAAACUCAUCAGGAAGUUUGUCCAGUCGCAGCACACUCAGGUUCAUGGCGGUAAAGGCGUGCGGUACACUAACAGUGAAGACGUUUAUCCAGAGAAGGGCUCAGGUGUGGAUGACGCGGUGGGUGAGGUUUGUAUGACUGUGGAGAUCUUCAGCGACCCAAACACAGGAGGACACAAGAUCACAGUUAAAGUGGUGGCGGCCAAUGACAUUCGCUGGCAGACGCAGGGAAUAUUCCGGCCCUUCGUGGAGGUUUACAUCAUCGGGCCGCACCUCAGUGACAAGAAGAGGAAGUUUGCCACCAAAUCCAAGAACAACAGCUGGUCGCCCAAGUUUGCCGAAUCCUUCCAGUUUGUGCUCGGCAGCGAGCUGGGUCCCGAGGGUUACGAGCUGCAGGUGUGCGUGAAGGACUACUGUUUCGCGCGUGAGGACCGGACCGUGGGCAUGGCCGUCCUGCAGCUGAAGGAGCUGGCGUCCCGCAGCAGCGCCGCCUGCUGGAUGCCGCUGGGCAAACGCAUCCACAUGGACGAGACGGGCCUCACCGUCCUCCGCAUCCUCUCGCAGCGCAACAACGACGAGGUCGCCAAAGAGUUCGUCAAGCUGAAGUCGGACCAGCGCUCGGCCGAGGAGGGCAGGGGAAGCUGAAGCCACGAGACUCAGGUGUAAAAGCACCGAAAGAAAGCAAUGGAACUGUCCGACAGCACACAGCUGCAAAACACAGACACACACGCACGCAUAGAAACAUGCAACGCAUUUCUGCACAGACGAAAGCAAUCCGACGUGAUUCAAGCAAAAUAAUGAUGUCAACAUAAACCCCUGACAAAUAAUAUCUCGACAUGAAAUGAGCAUCGACCCCGUUUACUUCCAUCAAUUCUUGAUGGAUAAAUCAAGUUUUAGUUAUUUAUUAGUGUUUUUGACAUUUUUAUUAGUUUUUAAAUGUCUAUAUAGUUUUUAUUUUACUUUUGUAUUUUCAUUUUAAUUUUUUUAUUUUUAAUUUAAUACAUGUCUCUAUAGUUUUUAUUAAUUUUAUUUCAGUUUUAUUGUAACUUGAUGUACUAAAAUAAUCAAAAUAAAACUGAAAUAAAAUUACUAAAAAACUACACAGACAUUUAAAAAAACUAAUACAAAUUACAAAACAAAAUUAACUAAAAUUUAAAUGAAAACAUAAUAAAUAAAUAAAAUCUAAUUUAAAAAUAUUAGCAGUAUUAAAAAUUCAAAAAUAUUAAUUAGUUGCUUUGGCAACUAGCUGAAAUAAAAUAAGUAAUGAUUUUUACAAAUAUUUAAAUAAAAAUGUAUUUUAUUUAUAUUUUGAUAUUUUUUUAUUUUGUUUUCAUUUUAAUUUUGCUUUGUUUUUUUGUAAUUUUUUUAAUCUUUAUAUCGUUUUUGUUUUUUUGUUUUUUAUUAAUUUUUAGUUUCAGUUAUUUUUAGUACAUCAAGUUAGUUAAAUAUAAAUGUUCAUUUGCAAAACUCCUGCCUUUUUUCUCAUUAAAAAUCCUGUUUUCACUCAGAUAUAUGUCAUAUUAUAGAGGCAAAUUGGGUAUAGAAAUGCUCUUUCAUGUUGAUUAUAAUAUUCUCACACAUCCUUGGUUGAGAAGAUUGUAGAUUUAAUUCUACACACUUUGUUUUGCACUUCAGGGGCCGCGUUUAAGUUUCACAGACAGCCCUAACUUUUAGCACAAUGCUGGUUUAAUGUUACGCCAUCUCUGAUUGGUGCGUAACAUGUUUCCCGACCAAUCAAAGAUCACGAUACUCCUGAAGGCUGCAUUCACGUCAAAUCGAACUAUAGACGUUCACAUGGAAGAUGAAUCUUUUGAGUCUGAACGUACUUGUCUUGAAAUGUGUUAGAGCUGCACAAUAAAUCAAAUUACAACCGCUUUUGCCAACAAAGGUGUUAAGGACUUCCUGUGAUUUUCUGCCAAAAUAAAAGAAUAUUUUAUUUUAUUUUUAUUUAUUUUUUUUAUUUAUUUAUUUUUUUUUUACAAAAAAAUGCAAAAUAUUACAAAAAAAAACGUAUUAUUUUGAAUUCUUUUUUCAUACAUAAACACACAAUGUAUUUAACAUAUAUUGUUUUGUGACUAUCAAAAUGAUUAUAAAAGUUUUUUUUAAUAUUAUAUUAUAUUAUAUUAUAUUAUAUUAUAGUCAUUUUUAUACAUAUAUUC